UACCAUCAAUUCCUGAGAGAGAUACAUAUCUUGAUACCGAUGAGCUUUCUGAUAAUGAUGAUAAUUACGAUGAAUAUAAUCCUGAAUCCCCUAUUUCUUCCCCAAAUAAUGAUCGUCCCCCUUCACCACCACCAUCUCCUAAAAAAAAUGGUUAUGAUUUGAAUAGAGAAAUUUCAACAUCACCUAAAAAAAAUGGUUAUGAUUUGAAUAGAGAAAUUUCAACAUCACCUAAUAAUAACUCUGAAAAACCAUUACCUCAAUUUGAUGAUCAAUCUCAACAAAAGCGAAAGAAUUAUUUUAAUCUUGGUAAAACUCUCACAUCUCGCUUUAAAUUCAAAAAGCCUAAUGCAAAGGAUAAUCAAGAUCGUUCUGUAUCUGAUCCUAUCACUAUAAAUGAAAAGUCUCAAUCAUUACUUAGUUCACUUCCUACUUUAGCACCUUCUUCUCCAAUUUCUCAUCAAAUUCCUGCCGAAUAUUUUCCUGAUAAUUUUGAUAAAGAUGAGGAAACAAAGUCUGUUGAACAGAUUACUACUCAUGAAUUAACGAUAGACGAUCUUUAUCAUUUUGUUCUCAAUAUACGAAAAGGUUUUCAAUCGCAAUUCGAUGAAAUGAAUUCACAAAUUAAAGAGUUAAAAAAUGAGAUCAGAAGAUUAAAAGGUGAGGAGUCUGAAGACGAAGCUCCAAACGAGGAUGUUAAAGAAGAUUCAGUGACUAAUAAUGCAACAAAUGUUCGAACAGUUACCAGACAAAUGGAAAGAUAUGGUGGUGCUGGAAGAUGGUUUCAUAACGAUAAUAUGUAA
Racocetra fulgida is the source of this 800-nucleotide messenger RNA. The record is from the annotation of a GenBank genome assembly. Lineage: Eukaryota; Fungi; Glomeromycota; Glomeromycetes; Diversisporales; Gigasporaceae.